AUGACAAACCAACAUAAACUGCCCCAUCAUGUCUACCUCUCCCCCGAAGUCGCCCGCCGAUACGCAGAACAAACGCGGAAUGGUCUUUACGAACUACUACCUUAUGAGAUCGCAUGGAGAGACCGCUAUGAGUUUCUCCAAAAGCAAGGAUAUCUGCUACGACCUCGCUAUCAUCCAAAAUGGGAGCCUUCGUGGAUGGGUACCAACCUCGCUCCGGAUUUUUGCGAAGACUCCAUCAGACCGAGCAGGUUCCAUGUCAUAGACGCGACGCGAAUAACAGACGACUCGCGUGUAGCCAUAAAACGCGUCAAGAAGGCGGGACAAGAGCUCCAUAUAUCGCAGCAUGUCGCCUCCCUCGCUGGUCCCGAUGAUCACUGCAUAUCCGCGAUAGAGGCCAUCUCCGAUCCGUUGGACGUUCAAAUGGCCCUUCUUGUAAUGCCGUACCUCAGACCAUUUAACGAUCCAGAGCUGCAAGUAGUCGGCGACGUAGUUGACUUUGUAUCGCAGAUGCUCAAAGGCAUGGCCUUCCUACACAGGAAUCGGAUCGCACAUAGGGAUAUAGCACGUUCGAACAUCAUGAUGGACGCUCGGUCGAUGUACCCUAACGGUCAUCACCCGGUGCGAAUGCACCGCGCGCCGGAUCUCAUCCACAAUGCAAACGCGCUCCCUCGAAUCGACCAUCCCGUGACAUAUUACUACGUCGACUUCGGCUUGUCCGCGCACUUUCCUCUAGGAGCAUCUCCCCUAGUACUCGGGAAGGUCGGGCAUGACAUGGAGAUUCCGGAGAUAUCUAAUGAGGUACCAUUUGACGCGUACAAGGCCGACAUCUACGCUCUAGGAAACCUCUUCGACAAGGACUUCUUGCAGCGCUUCGACAACGUUCAAUUCCUGCAGCAUCUGGUGGAAUGCAUGAAGCAGAAGGAACCUGGCGUUCGGCCGCCCGCCGAUGAGUUGAUCAGGAUGUUCCAACAACUGCGCGCGCUUGUCCCCGAAUCGUCCGUCCGCUGGCGCCUCGUUCAGCGCUCAGAGCAGCCGUACGAGAAGUUGAUCAACGACACCGUCGCCGUGGCGCGGGACGGUUUGAACAAUCUUAAGCGCAUGGUCGGGUAAUCCGCUAUGCACCACCUCUACACUUCUACACCCAUUUUAUCUCUGGUCUGCUCUGUUGCUCUGCUCGUUACGCUCUGCGGCCGAAUCUUCUAGUUCGC
Messenger RNA from Trametes versicolor FP-101664 SS1, 1208 nucleotides. RefSeq lists its product as uncharacterized. The record is from RefSeq and is a predicted model, not a curated record. The coding region runs from base 1 to 1110 and encodes 369 amino acids. The transcript is spliced from 6 exons. Gene Ontology annotation, molecular function: ATP binding; protein kinase activity. Gene Ontology annotation, biological process: protein phosphorylation. NCBI's taxonomy places the organism in Eukaryota, Fungi, Basidiomycota, Agaricomycetes, Polyporales, Polyporaceae.